Acaulospora colombiana is the source of this 912-nucleotide messenger RNA. Lineage: Eukaryota; Fungi; Glomeromycota; Glomeromycetes; Diversisporales; Acaulosporaceae. The record is from the annotation of a GenBank genome assembly.
CUACAGUUUCAUACACAUUUCGAGGCUUCUAUGGAAUCUGACGGAAGGCCAGAAGUCAUUCGGACCGAUGUUGUGCCAUCGAAACUAGCAAUGCCGACGAGGUGUUUAGGCAUGAUGCGGAGCAGCUUCCAACCCUGCUCUACCACUCCUGAAUUCUCGCUUUCCAAACCGGGCUUUAUCCAGCGCUUCCCCGCCCCUCUUCAGCGACGUUACCUACUAGAUACCACGACCGGUGAUACCUCGUGGAUGUGCUGCAAGAAGCCGAUUCGACUAUCCAUCUCUAAUAAAUGCCUUUCCAUUCUCACUGUGGACAUGGCUUCAAGCUUGCACUCGCACAAUCGACUGCAGGGACUUGGGGUCAAUGCGGAGGUAGGUCUGACAAUACAAAGCGCACAGACGACUGACCCGAAUAGGUAUUGGUUGGACUGGGCCUACUGCUUGCCCAAGCGGGCUGAUCUAAAUUUGGUUAAAGCACUCAGCCCAGAAUGGACGACUGCCUAUAACAAGGCCAAGACGGCCGUUGCGAAGCUAAGUCUAUCCGAGAAACUCCUUCAGGUGUUCAAUGGCAAAGGGGACAUUGCGUCGGAAAUACCCCUGCAAUUUCUUCGAUCAACUUUCCGGGACUAUGCCUUCAAGACGGGCCACUGGGUAAGGGAUCAACUCCCUUCGUCCGUAAGGGGUUUCAUAUACGCGAGUUUCAGCUCCAGUGACGACUUGACCAGAGGGAUCAACACGGCUGCGACCUGGAACCGUAGUCUCAUGCGUCAGCGAGGGGCGGCCCUUGGAGCCGAAUUUAGGGGAAAGGGUAUCCAUGUUGCUCUUGGACCAGCCAUGAAUAUCGCCAGGGUUCCACAUGCUGGAAGAAACGUUCGUAACUCUAUAAAUCAGGUGCACGGACUAUCUGAAAGCUAA